Molecule: messenger RNA, 1404 nt
Organism: Chionomys nivalis (European snow vole)
Lineage: Eukaryota; Metazoa; Chordata; Mammalia; Rodentia; Cricetidae
Gene: Inha
Product: inhibin subunit alpha
Exons: 2
Coding region: 97-1206 (369 amino acids)
Biological process (GO): SMAD protein signal transduction
Cellular component (GO): extracellular region
Molecular function (GO): growth factor activity; cytokine activity
Source: RefSeq, a predicted model, not a curated record
GCAGGCAGUGGGAUGGGGAGGGGAGAGUGGGGAGGUCCUGGACAGAAGGGACACAGGGCAGGGCGUGGGUUCCCUGUUGUCAGUGCCAGGUGAACUAUGGUGAUCCAGCCAUCUCUGCUGCUCCUUUUGCUGUUGACCCUACGGGAUGGGGACAGCUGUCAGGGCCCAGAACUGGAGCGGGAACUUGUCCUGGCCAAGGUGAAGGCUCUGAUCCUAGAUGCCUUGGGCCCCCCAGCAAUGACUGGGGAAGGUGGGAACCCUGAAAUAAGGCGGCUGCCACGAAGACACGCCCUUGGGAGCCUCGAGCACAGGACCUCUGAACCAGAGGAGGAGGAUGUCUCUCAGGUCAUUCUCUUUCCAGCCACAGGUGCCACCUGUGAGGACCAGCCAGCUGCUGGAGAGUUUGCCCGGGAGGCUGGAGAAGGUCUCUUCACUUAUGUAUUCCGGCCAUCCCAACACGUGCGCAGCCACCAGGUGACUUCAGCCCAGCUCUGGUUCCACACCGGGCUAGACAGGAAGAACACAGUGGCCUCCAACAGUUCCGGGACCCUGGUAGACCUGCUGGUGCUGUCACCUGGGGGGCCCAUGGCUGUGCCUGUGUCCUUGGGACAGAGUCCUCCUCGCUGGGCAGUACUGCACCUGGCAGCCUCCGCUCUCCCUCUGCUGACCCAUCCUGUCCUAGCAUUGAUGCUUCGAUGCCCUCUCUGUUCUUGCUCAGCCCGGCCAGAGACCACGCCUUUCCUGGUGGCUCACACCCUAGCUAGAUCACCCGGAUCACCCGGCGCGGGGGAGAGGGCCCGACGUUCAACCCCCUCGAUGCCUCGGCCUUGGUCUCCUGCCGCUUUGCAGCUGCUGCAGAGGCCUUCAGAGGAAGCCGCUGCCCAUGCCUAUUGCCAUCGAUCUGCACUCAACAUCUCCUUCCAGGAGCUGGGCUGGGACCGCUGGAUCGUGCAUCCUCCCAGUUUCAUCUUCCACUACUGCCAUGGUAGCUGUGGGGUGCCCACAUCUGACCUGCCCCUGCCAGCCCCUGGGGUUCCCCCUACCUCUGCUCAGCCCCUGUUUUUGGUGCCAGGGGCCAAGCCCUGUUGUGCUGCUCUACCAGGGAGCAUGAGGUCCCUACGUGUCCGAACCACCUCAGAUGGAGGUUACUCUUUCAAGUAUGAGAUGGUACCCAACCUUAUUACACAACACUGUGCUUGUAUGUAAAAGCAUCUUGUUUCCUCACUCCACUGCCAAUAGCCACCAGCGUCCCACCAUCAUCAGCUAGGAGGAAAGCGGGGUGUGGAAAAUAGGAAGUUUCCACAUCCUCUUCCCUGCAUGUUUCCAUCUGAGGGCUCCAUACCCUAUUCCACCCCAAUCCCCUGGGUAACAAUAAAGAAGUGUGUGUGUGUGACUUUGCAUGCA